Molecule: messenger RNA, 795 nt
Organism: Dioscorea cayenensis subsp. rotundata (Guinea yam)
Lineage: Eukaryota; Viridiplantae; Streptophyta; Magnoliopsida; Dioscoreales; Dioscoreaceae
Exons: 1
Coding region: 1-795 (264 amino acids)
Source: RefSeq, a predicted model, not a curated record
AUGGUCUAUAAACUAAGCAAGGCUCUUUACGGGCUUAAACAAGCGCCUAGGGCGUGGUAUUGUAAGAUCGAUGAUUACUUUGGGUCUCUAGGAUUUCAAAGAAGCAGCUGUGAACCCACAGGGUAUCGCCGAGGUGAUGAAAUUAAAGGUUUGUUAUUACUGUGCCUCUAUGUGGAUGAUAUCCUAUACAUGGGAUCAUCUACACAGAUGAUGGAGGAAUUUAGAGACAACAUGAUGGUUAAGUUCGAGAUGACGGACUUAGGACCUUUACGAUACUUUCUGGGAUUAGAAAUUCAACAGCAAGAAGGAUGUAUUCAUGUGAGUCGAGUGAUACUGUCGAAGAGUUGUCUGCUGAGAGGAGGGAUCUUUGAGCGUAAAAGUGCACCAACCCCGUUAAACACCAAUGAGAAGCUUCAACUGGAUGAUGGUUCUGGUAAAGCAGAUGAAACAAUCUUUCGAAGCAUGAUUGGGGGUCUUAUUUACUUGGGACACACUAGACCAGACUUGGGAUUUGCAGUUAGUUUGUUAUCUCGCUACAUGAAUGCACCAACGAAGACACACAUGGGAGUGAUGAAACGUAUAUUGCGUUAUAUAUCUGGAACUAUCGAGUUGGGAAUUCAGUAUACUCAUGUCUCUGAGUUUGGUUUGGUUGGCUUUGUUGACAGUGAUUGGGGUGCAUGUAUAGAUGACCGGAGGAGUACCACCGGCUGGGUUUUUAGCCUCGGGUCUGGUUCAAUUGCAUGGGCCUCAAAGAAGCAGGAUUCUACUGCACUCUCGAGUACAGAAGCCGAGUAA